Messenger RNA from Octopus bimaculoides (California two-spot octopus), 878 nucleotides. RefSeq lists its product as uncharacterized. The record is from RefSeq and is a predicted model, not a curated record. Lineage: Eukaryota; Metazoa; Mollusca; Cephalopoda; Octopoda; Octopodidae.
CAUUUAUUUAUCUAUUUAUUGUUUCUGGAGUAACUUUCACGUUCACUCAGAGUUCUUUAUUUACAUUUUUUUUUAUACGACGCAAAAGCAUCUCGACUCGUUUUUGUUUUGUGUGUGUGUUUCGUGUAUAUUAUUCUAGUUAGGUUGUACUAUAUCAUUUAUAUAAAUAUUGUAUUGACAUUUUAAUUACUGGGAUAUUGUGUUUCUUUAAAUUUAAAAUGUUUGGAAGUCUUUCACUCGCCUACGGAGCUUUUCCACUUAUUUUUCUCAACUUUGCAACUAUCGUGGAGGCUUCGAUUACUUGUGGUACCUUUCUAUGUACUGGUAAUGCUUACUGUUGUGGUGUUUCAGGAAGCAGUUGCUGUUUCUACAGGCCAGUUUAUCGUAUAUGGUGGUUUUGGUUUGUAUGGUCCUUAAUAUUUCUUGGAAUAAUUUCUUGUUCCUAUCUCUGCUACAAAAGAAAAUAUAGAAAUAAUCAAAUUAUUCGUGCUACCCGGGUUUAUGGACCGCCACCAAAUCAACCUGGUGCAUAUGUAGUCGGACCUUACCAAGGCUACAAUGUCCCUGUACAACCACUUACAACAAAUCCUGUUGCUCCUCCUCCUUAUAAAAUGGCACCACCCUAUACUCCAAAUUAAAGAAUAUUAAGAGAACUGCAAUGAAUAUAAUUAUAUUUCAAUUAAUUUAUUUAUGCUGUUUUUGUGAUUAUGUAUUUUUGUACCUUAUAAAAACUUAUGAAAACUCUGAUUUGUAACUGUUUACAGAGUGCUUUUAAUGAAGAAAAAAGUGUUAAUAAAUAAAAAUAAAGGAAUUAAAAAAAAAACCAAUUGCAAAGAAUUCAAUGACUAUUUUAUAUAAAAUAAAAUUCAAAAUUUAAA